CGAUGGCUUACAUAAUGUCUCUAUCAUUAGGUCAAUUGUGGACUGCUGCGCCUGCUACUUUGUCUGUAUUCUUCAGGUUUAACCUAAUACUUAGUUGAAAAAACAGUCAGUGGGCGUCAUGGCUGAGCUCGUAGCAGGGAGAUUGGAUUGGAUUUGACCUCUCCUAUCUUUCUCUGUUGACCUCCAUCGUAUCUGUAGCUCUCUAUACAUGAUUGCCAUUGGGCGGAACCUUAGCAUAAUAAUGAUGAACAUCCAUAAAAAAAAGUCAUCCUAUCAUCCUCUUCGAUUUCUUUGGAUUUCCUUGUGGAUCCAUCUAAUUGUGAAGAGGUGUCUCCAUCGAUUGAGCUCAGCCAUGACACAAGCGGUGCGUGGCUGUUUACAGGACGGCCGCCAUGACCGCCCACCGUGUUUUAUACAUAUCUAUCCAUAGCCUCUCACUCUUCCACAAAAGAAUAAGCAAAGGCAGAAGAAGAGCAACAAGAAAUAGUAUCAGUAAUAAUGGCAGUGCCAAUAAUCAAGUUGGGAAGCCAGGGUUUUGAAGUAUCAGCACAGGGGUUGGGCUGCAUGGGCAUGUCUGCCUUCUAUGGCCCACCUAAAUCUGAAAAUGAAAUGAUCUCCCUCAUUCACCAUGCUGUUUCCAAGGGCGUUACUUUUCUCGACACCUCUGAUGUUUAUGGUCCUCACACUAACGAACUUCUCCUCGGAAAGGCACUAAAAGGAAUAAGAGACAAAGUGCAGCUGGCCACCAAGUUUGGAAUAAGUUUUGUAGGUGGGAUAAGGGAGAUUCGUGGGGAUCCUGCGUAUGUCCGUGCUUGCUGUGAAGGGAGUUUGAAGAGGCUUGAUGUGGAUUGCAUUGAUCUUUAUUACCAACAUCGAAUCGAUACCAGAGUUCCCAUAGAAGUCACUAUUGGAGAAAUGAAGAAAUUAGUUGAAGAAGGGAAAAUAAAGUACAUUGGACUUUCUGAGGCUUCUGCAUCAACAAUUCGAAGGGCACAUGCUGUUCAUCCUAUUACAGCAGUUCAAUUAGAAUGGUCCUUGUGGAGUAGGGAUGUAGAGGAAGAUAUUGUUCCAACUUGUAGGGAGCUUGGUAUUGGAAUAGUGCCAUAUAGCCCUUUAGGCCAAGGUUUCUUCUCUUCUGGAGCAAAGUUGAUUGAAAGCUUAGCAGAUAAUGAUAGUAGAAAGUAUAUGCCCAGGUUUACAACAGAGAAUCUUGAAAAAAAUAAGAUUAUAUUUGAGAAGCUUUCAGCUAUUGCUUCAAGCAAAGGGUGCACCCCAGGACAACUUGCACUUACUUGGGUUCAACAUCAAGGAAAUAAUACUGCACCAAUUCCAGGGACAACUAAAAUCAAGAACUUGGAAGAGAAUAUUGGUGCUCUUUCUGUGAAACUCACAUCAGAGGAGAUGAAAGAAAUAGAAGCCAUUGUGUCCACUAGUGGUGUUCAUGGAGAUAGAUAUUUGGACAGGAAUUUUACAUGGAUGCAAUCGGAAACACCUCCUCUCUCUUCAUGGAAAGGCAUAUAAGUAAUUUUGGUAGUGCUAUCAUUUUAUGACUAAUUAUAUGCAAGCUAGAUAAGUGUUACAUUUUUGCUCAAAGGACAUAGCUUUUUAUUAUGCACAUUGGUCUAUAAUAUAUUAUUGUUGUGUAUUUUGAGGUAUCAAUAAAAUUGUGUGUAUUUUCAAAAAUAUGUGAUAAACAAGGCUAUUCUUAUUUUCUAAAA
Cryptomeria japonica (Japanese cedar) is the source of this 1718-nucleotide messenger RNA. RefSeq names its product probable aldo-keto reductase 2. NCBI's taxonomy places the organism in Eukaryota, Viridiplantae, Streptophyta, Pinopsida, Cupressales, Cupressaceae. Bases 499 to 1521 code for a protein of 340 amino acids. The record is from RefSeq and is a predicted model, not a curated record. Gene Ontology annotation, cellular component: cytoplasm. The transcript is spliced from 5 exons.